AUGGAGGACCAGGUGAAACAGGUCAACAGGCAACUCGAGACUGUGCUCAGCAUUAUGGCGCGGGCGCAACAAGAAUUAAGUGUUGAAAUUGCCCGGAAUCAGUCCAAGUUGGCCGAGGAGAAUAGGAAAGAUCAGACGAUCAGCAUCGACAUUGCAGAGGCCUCGAAAAGGAUAGCGGAGGAGACCAAAAGAGAUGGGACGUCGAUGAAAACAUUGGCGGUGGUGACAUUGGUGUUCUUGCCAGGAACUACCGUGUCGUCGAUAUUGGCGAUGCCUGUGUUUGACUGGGACGCAAAAGAUGGAGCGGUGGUGAAUCCUAGGAUUUGGGUGUACUUCGCCCUUGCCAUACCUCUGACAGUCUUGACCAUUACCAUCUGGCACCUGUGGCUGAUGACACGGAGACGUGCGGUGAAAGAUACUGACGCAAUCUGA
This is a messenger RNA of Rhinocladiella mackenziei CBS 650.93, 432 nucleotides long. RefSeq lists its product as uncharacterized. The transcript has a single exon. NCBI's taxonomy places the organism in Eukaryota, Fungi, Ascomycota, Eurotiomycetes, Chaetothyriales, Herpotrichiellaceae. The record is from RefSeq and is a predicted model, not a curated record. The coding region runs from base 1 to 432 and encodes 143 amino acids.